CUGUAAGGCUGAUCAGCCAGCUCCACAUUUUCUGUUGAAACCACAGCUUCAGAAUUAACGGCUUAUGCAUCGCCAUACAGAUCUUUUUCAGAAAUCGCUGAUCACAAGCCUGCUGAGCGACACCGAGAGCGCUGCCAUGGGACUGGCGACGGAACCGGGCAUGGUGGCAGCGUCUCCAGCAGCUGGAUCGGGCCAAGUCUUGGUCGCUAGUAAACCAGAUGCAGAGCACAGUAACUUCGUGACGUCCAGUCGCGCCAAAGACUAUCUCCGUCUUGGAAUUCCUGCGAUCGCCAGAACAAGCAAUCCCCGCGACUAUCCGCGGUCGCUCAAGCAUGUGGUCACCUCCAUGGUCGCAGCAUGCGGCCUUGCGACACCGCUUGGGAGCAACAUCUUCCUGCCUGUAAUUGCACCCGCAGCCAGGGACUUCGACACCACGCCCACGGUCAUGAACCUCUCCAUCUCCUUCUACUGCCUGGCCGUGGCCAUUACGCCGAUGUGGUGGGCCGUGCUGUCGGAGCACCAGGGUAGCCGCCGGACCUACGUGCUGACCUUUUUCUUUUUCAUCGUCUUCAAUGUCGCCUCCGCUCUCAGCGUCUCGCCGGCCAUGUUCAUUUCCAUGCGUCUCCUGGCCGGCGCCGCCUCGGCACCCGUCCAGGCCCUAGGCGCGGCUACCGUGGCGCACCUGUGGGAGCUUGAGGAGCGUGGCCGCGCCAUGGGCAUCUUCCUUCUAGGUUCUAUGUGCGGCAAUGUUUUCGGGCCCAUCCUCGGCGGCGCGCUCGGCCAGCGCUGGGGCUGGCGGAGCACACAGUGGUUUAUGGUCAUCUACGGAGCCGUCGUCUGGUUCGCCAUCUUGUUCUUCGUACCGGAGACAUCGAAUGUUACGAUGCGCUCGGAGAAGACGGAAGCGCCUCGUACUGGGAAGGUGACGGUCGGAAGACGGGUCCGCGCAGUCCUCUCUGCGCUGGCCAAGCCAGCCGGCCUCCUGAAGCUUCUCCGGUUCCCACCCGUCCUGAUCACGGUCUUCUACACAGGAGUCGCGUUCGCAGCCUACUACGUUGUCAUGAUCGUCAUCCAGGCCACCUUCUCCGCCCCGCCGUACUCGUACUCCCCGCUCAUCGUCGGCCUCCUCUACAUGCCCAACGCGCUCGGCAACGUUCUGGCAGCGACUCUCGGGGGGCGCUGGACAGAUCGCAUUAUGCGCCGCAAGGCCGCGGCGGCGGGGCGGCCACGGCCUCGUCCCCAGGACGCCCUGGGUCUCAACGCCUGGCUGGCCGCGCUGGUCUACCCGGCGGCAGUCCUGGUCGCCGGGUGGACUUCGUGGGCCCACCCGCGCGUGCCCGCGGUGCCGCUGAUCGCCAACUUCUUCUUUGCUAUGGGCAACAUGAUGAUGCAAAACAUCACGACCGUGACGCUGACCGAGUUCGUCCCCGGGCGGGCCGCUGCGGGCGUCGCGCUGGCCAACCUGGUGCGCAACACGCUCGGAGCGGCCGCGAGCGUCGCGGCGCAGCCUCUUCUCGACGCCAUCGGUGUUGGCUGGCUGUCUACCAUCGUCGCGCUCCUUUGCGGCGCGAGCGCCGCCUGCAUCUGGCUUCUCCAGCGGAACGCUGUGAGGUGGGCCGACGAGAUGAAGGAGAAGAUGGCACCGCAGCCGCCACCGCCACGCUAAUCGCUGUAUCUCCCCUUUGGGCCCAGAAUAUUUGGCCUGUUCUAGAGAGAAGUUUUGCCGUAAAGCCUUCAGCUUCAUAAAUCAGAUCUAAUGCUGGGCUACCUUAGUUGCGCAUGUGUUCUGUAAAUGGCUCUUAUGUAUUGUAC
Chaetomium strumarium is the source of this 1812-nucleotide messenger RNA. Its product is annotated as MFS multidrug resistance transporter. Gene Ontology annotation, molecular function: polyamine transmembrane transporter activity. Gene Ontology annotation, cellular component: plasma membrane. The record is from RefSeq and is a predicted model, not a curated record. The transcript is spliced from 2 exons. Lineage: Eukaryota; Fungi; Ascomycota; Sordariomycetes; Sordariales; Chaetomiaceae. Gene Ontology annotation, biological process: intracellular polyamine homeostasis; transmembrane transport. The coding region runs from base 65 to 1666 and encodes 533 amino acids.